This is a messenger RNA of Xylona heveae TC161, 1622 nucleotides long. RefSeq lists its product as hypothetical. Bases 369 to 1526 code for a protein of 385 amino acids. The record is from RefSeq and is a predicted model, not a curated record. The transcript has 3 exons. NCBI's taxonomy places the organism in Eukaryota, Fungi, Ascomycota, Xylonomycetes, Xylonales, Xylonaceae. Gene Ontology annotation, molecular function: chromatin binding.
UGAGGAUCACCUCCCCUUCUGCAAAUUCGAUGACACAAAGUACCUCGAGCACCACUGAGCGAACUCUCCGAUUGAUUUUGUACGACCAGAAGCUUGCAAGCUGAGGAGCAUCCACCUGGAUUUCUAACUUCUAACCGCCGAUCAAGGUAGUGGCUGCGACUGUUCACAACUCCGGUAAAUCGACUUGUGCGAUAGCUCCUGGGAAUAUUCACGAAUCUCUAGUGGCGUCUGGAUUUAUUUUCACGUCGUGUCACGUGGAGUCGCAUUUGCAGGUGUGAAUAUUUGUGAAUUACGAGAUUACGCGCUCUUUCUGUGGUAGUAAACAACCUUCGCUCUCCGAACCUAUCAACCCCGCCUCAACAAUAGUCAUGAGCCCUGUGUCGAAACGAAAACGCAAUGAGGUUGGCAGAGAAGAUAUCUCGACUCCUGCAGCACAACUAGCCAAGGAGAGCCAACGUCCUCCAAGUCCGCCCUCGACUGGCGCGGAAUGUCCGUUUACGAUCGAGUACCCAACUUCCGCACAAUCUCGAAAGGCGAAGAGGCGAAAGGGAGUAGGUGGAAGUGCGGAUGAUGAAGACCUUGUGGCGCCGAAACUUGAGCAUGUGGAAGAUUUGAAGGGAUUGGACAUAACAUAUACAAUCAGACCUCGAACGCUAUGGGAAGAUACGAAGAAGUAUCGCAACUUUGUUGUCGGAGAUGAAACAUUUCGUAUUAACGAUUUCAUCUACAUCAACCACUCCAAUAUCGCCCACGGAGCGACCUUGAAGAACACUGACGAAAGACAGUUCUGGGUGGCGCGUGUGCUUGAAGUUCGUGCCAAAGACCAACAACACGUGUAUCUUCGUGUCUUCUGGGCUUAUUGGCCAGAUGAACUCCCAGGCGGCGCCCAGGAAUACCAUGGAAAACACGAACUUGUGGUUAGCAAUCACAUGGAGAUUAUCGACGCUAUGACAGUGGCGGGGAAAGCUCCCGUGGUGCACUGGAAGGAAAGUGACGAAAAGGAGGACUUGGAGGGUCUUUACUGGAGACAAACAUUCAAUGUCUCGACAAACAGAUUAUCUCAUGUGCGAAAGCAUUGCAUAUGUCACCAGCCAUACAAUCCGGAUCACACCUUGAUAGGUUGCACAAACGCACUAUGCAAGAUUUGGCUUCACGACGAGUGCGUCAUACGGGACGCGUUGCAGAAAACGUAUAAUCGAAAGAAGGAUGACGGUUUAGAUAGCCAGGAGAAGGAGCCAGAAAUAGAAAAGCCCACAACCAACGGAAAGGGCAGACGGAAACAAAGGGGGAAAACAAAAAAAGAUCCACAAUCCAAGGAUCCAUGGGACGGUUUGUUCUCGGCUGAGAUUGAGCUGAAACGGCUUAAAGAGGAAGACGCGAAUAGCGAAGCAGAAACCGAUGGGGAUGGCGACAGCGAGGAACAGCCUGCUUGGAUUGUCAUUACCGAUCAUCGAGACAAGGACAAAGAACCGAGCGUUUGGAAAGAGUCGAUUAUUUGCCUGGCUUGCAAGAAUGCCAUCAAAUAAAAUUACAUACGUCUACGGUCUUGCUCCCUUUACAACCAGCCAUCGACAUAUCUGGAGCUGAAAGGGCUACAAGACCAUACUUAUCUUUCUAUUGUU